This is a messenger RNA of Spodoptera frugiperda (fall armyworm), 2380 nucleotides long. Its product is annotated as glycerophosphodiester phosphodiesterase, periplasmic-like. Gene Ontology annotation, biological process: lipid metabolic process. The coding region runs from base 475 to 1626 and encodes 383 amino acids. Lineage: Eukaryota; Metazoa; Arthropoda; Insecta; Lepidoptera; Noctuidae. The record is from RefSeq and is a predicted model, not a curated record. Gene Ontology annotation, cellular component: periplasmic space. Gene Ontology annotation, molecular function: glycerophosphodiester phosphodiesterase activity. The transcript has 2 exons.
UAUACGUUCAACCCAAUUGCAGACUUAAAUAAGCGGAGAUACGUCUGAAAUUAAAACGGUUAUCGUAUUGUAUUUACUUUACCAUAUGUACAGUAGUGGGGCUAAACCUUUAUAUACUUUUCUUUGUUUUGUUAUAAAAAGGAACGUUGUGUGCAUACAUAAUUUCUUGAUCUAGUGAGCAUCUGAUUUGGCCUUAAAACGAUCGUGUUGUAACCGUUGUUCAUCAUUAACCAGUUAUAUCAAGUUUACAACGAACACUCGUAAGGUUCGCAGGUCUCCAAAUGUUCUGCAAGACUUCCUCUUAUAUUUUCCUCAUGUAUGUUACUUGAUGUAGUCGUGAGGCUCUAUAUAAAUAUUCGUUUAAUUGAAGUGACGUUUUAGUACCUGCCUGUACAUACUUUGUGUUAAGUCGACACUUGUCACCAAGUCCCACCAUCUGCGAAUGUAUCGUAGAUGUAAGGAGCUGUUAUAUACAUGAAAAUGGACCUGCACCUAAGAACAUGGAUUGUGUUGUGUACAUUGGGAGUCGCGUUUGGUGUACCACCAAAAAUAGUAGAAACAACAGAAAGUAUUAAUGUCACAUUGGAAUAUGACAGUCAAUUUUGUCACCCACUAGUAAUAGGACACCGCGGCGCCAGUGGGUACGCUCCAGAACACACCCUCGGCUCGUACGCACUCGCAGCUCUCAUGGGAGCUGACUACGUAGAACCAGAUCUAGUCAUGACCAAAGACAAGCGACUGGUCGCAAGACAUGACAAUGAACUAGGCUUAACCACUGAUGUUUCCUUACAUCCCGAGUUCGCUGAUCGUUACACCAAUAAAACAAUUGAUGGCAAACAACUGACCGGCUGGUUCACUGAAGAUUUCACUCUCGCAGAAUUAAAAACCUUACGUGCCGUAGAACGCAUUGCAGACAUCAGACCAGGAAACUCUCGAAUGGAUGGCGCCUUCCAAAUACCAACGUUUCAAGAGAUUAUUGAACUAGUCAAAGGCUUAGAAUCCAGUCAAAAUAGAAUUAUUGGACUUUACCCAGAAAUUAAACAUAGCUCGUAUUUCGAGUCACUCGGAUUACCAAUGGAACAACUAGUAGUGGAUAUACUUCAUAGCUACGGUUACCAAGGAUCCCACGCGCCCGUCUACAUCCAGUCAUUUGAAAUAAAUAACUUAAAAAAACUGAAGCGGAUGACUGGUAUUCGUCUUCUACAGCUGUACGACAGUCCAGAUAUGAUACCUUACGACCAGAUAGAGCAAGAAAACGCACCAACGUACGCCAGUAUGGCUACACCAGAGGGACUUGCAGAAGUUGCGAAGUACGCUUAUGCGGUAGGUCCGGAUAAGAGCUAUAUAAUUCCUCGUGAUGCAGAAAAUAAUCUGGGUGAGCCUACAAGUUUCGUACAAGAUGCUCACGAGGCGGGGUUGAAGGUACACCCGUAUACUUUCCGUGCAGAGAACUCUUUCUUACCAAAAGACUGUCAUAACAAAAUGUACCCCAACUUGCCAUCAGCCCUGGGUAACUUAGGCGCUGAGAUCACGGCUUAUUUCAAUGCAGGAAUCGAUGGACUCUUCAGUGACCAGCCGGAUAUACCGGUGCGUAUCCGAACCGGUUGCGUGAGGAAUACUAAAUGAAUAACUUAUUAGAUUAAGUAGUUACAAUCAUGUGUGUACAAAUAGCUUUCAGUUCCUGUUUGCAUAAUCAUCUUUGUAUAUUAACCAAAGUACAAAAAAUGUAUUAGAUUGAAAUAAUAUAGAUCGUUCAUGAGGGAGAAAGUCGGUUAUCGAUUCAACCCCUGUGACUGUCUAGAAUAGGUCAUGCUUAAUAGUCUAACUCUAAGAUAUCAAUAGGUCAUGCUUGAUAGUCAAAGAUAUCAUAAAAGUACCAAUUAAUCUAUACGGUAAACCUAUGUGCCUAUGUCGCAUUUACCCAGAUCAAUCAUUGUAAGAAAAAUAUUAUUUCUUCUUGAUUGAUUUUACAACAACAAUAGGACUGUAUGAUGCCACCGACUCUGUAACUCUGUGCAUUAAGUGAUCAACUUAUCCCUAUAGACUUUACAGUUGGGAAAGUUGAUGAGUAAUAAUCAAAACAGUUAGUCACAGGCGUGCAAUAAGUACAAACUACCGUAGGUUUAGUUACGUAGGAACAAGAAUAGGAAAAAAUAACCUUAAUUUCCAGUUGAUUAAUCUUACGUUUACAAUGAGCCAUUUGUAGGUACUUCCGUCGUAAACAAGAGUGGUCAACAGGUAAAACCACGAAUGUUGUUAUUCAAGUAUUAAUUAAAUAAACAGUUACUCUAUUAUUGUAAUUAAUGAAAUGAUAGGAAAUAAGUUUAGGUAUACCUGUAUCGAUGUUUUUGUAUGUUAAUUACAUAAUAUUUACAAUUUA